AGGUUCUGGCUUGCGUUUGCUUUUCAAAUGACGUCACGGAAAGGCGGAGUAAGCCAGUGCGCAUGCACGUCAGGCUGUCUUUCCCUGGGCUUCUGCACACACUGUCGGGUUUUCACAGUACCGAGUGUGGGGCGUGGGAGGGCACUACGCCGCUGGCGGGCAGGCGGAAGGGCUUCCUGCGCCCCCGAACCUGCGGCGGAAAUGCUAGCCGAGUGUCUUGAGGCAGAGCGCUUCCUUUUGUAACUAGUCUACCACCGCGUAGGCACGUGUGGGUAGGUGUGGCGGUGGGAGCGUGCCUUCCUAGAAGGGAAGAGGGUCCAGCAAGUGUUAAACUGGCUCGUGCCCCAGUUCUAGCGGCUUCUCUUACCUGAGUGUCGCAGGGUGAGGCGGUGAUUACUCCGCGUUGUAGCUUAUGCUGGUUUGAUCAGGCUGCUGUGAGCGCUCUGUGGAGAUCUGUCUGAGGAGCUGGCAAUGGAGAGCUUACAGGCGCUGAAGUUUAGAGCCCAGAGUUCUGUCCCAGUUGGACAGUUUUGGGAGAAGUGGUAACUUUUGCUGUAAGGUUUGAAUCCCAGAGCAUAAAUUGCACCAGGAUCUUUCUCAAGUGCUGGGAGCUGAACUGUGUGUGGCCCAGGGAAAGGAACUGUGGCUAGCUAAGGAGGCCAUAUGUCAUGUAACUUCCAGAUCUUAUGUCAACACCAAGCCCUCAGCUGCUGGUGGCAGCUGCUCAGCAGACUCUGGGCAUGGGCAAGAGAAAAUGCCCACCUCGAGCUACCUGCCUUCACCUGGCAGGAGAGGUGCUGGCUGUGGCCCGCGGGCUGAAGCCAGCUGUACUCUAUGAUUGCAACUCUGCAGGAGUAUUGGCGCUCCAAAGUUAUCUGGAGGAACUACAGGGGCUGGGCUUCCUGGAGCCAGGACUUCACAUUCUUGAGAUUGGAGAGAAUAACUUUAUUGUCAGUCCUGAGUAUGCCUGUCAGCAUUUGGAACAGACACUGCUUGGUACUGUAGCUUUCGUGGACGUUUCCCGCUCCCAACCUCAUCCUUCUGUCCGGUCGGUGGACCAGCUCCCGGACUUGAAAUCUCUCAUAGCUGACGUCAUCACACGUUUUCGAGGACUUAAGAAAGAUGUGUCUCAGGGAGUCUCCUACACCAGGCUACAUUCCUCAGACUGGAAUCUCUGCACUGUAUUUGGGAUACUCCUGGGAUAUCCAGUCUCUUACACAUUUGACCUGAACCGUGAAGAUGACAACUGCUUAACCAUGACUCCCCUGCGGGUGUUUACUGCCCGGAUUUCGUGGCUGCCUGGUCAACCAUCAAUUCUGCUGUACUCCUUUAGUGUUCCAGAGAGUUUGUUCCCAGCCCUGAAAAACUUUCUAAGUGCCUGGGAGAAGGAACUCAGAACCCGAUUUAGGGCUCAGAAUGCCUUUGCUGACCUCAGCAUCUCCUCUGAGGUGGUCACACUUCCUGCUGUGGCCCUCUGAGUUAACUCUGUCCGUUGAGAAGGUAUCAAUGAAUGUCAAUUACGAUGAAUGUUGUGCAGUCAAUUGAACACGUGUGAAUGGGGAGAGUCGUUGGCAGCAGUAGUAUGAUUUCAGUCUUUAUAUUAGGAGUUCCUAGGUCCUUAGCCGAGGUGUCUGUUUAUUUUUCAUUGAAUGAGAGAUGGAAAAGGAGCAUUGUGGAGACAUGAGUGUACCCUGGGAUGGUGGCCUUCCCUGGUGGAUAGUGCCUUAGAGGGAAGGAGAAUGACUAGGUAAUCUAUGUAUGGAACUCUAACUGAAGUAGGGUGCGAGACAAUGAUGCUUAAGGGUUACACUUGUGGCUUAUUUCUCAGGAAUACACAGUUCUAAAGAGUAGUCUUGUGAGAUAAAGUUUAUUUACAACCUGGUGAAAAAAAAAUAAAACUAAGAGUCCGGAUUCAUUUGGAGGGAAACCCAAGUUAUAAAGUACCAGAACUCAAGGUUUUCAUGGAGUUGUUUGCAUCUGAGUUUUACUUCAGAUAGAUGCCAGAAGUUCUUCAGAUGACCAGGUUGCCUUUGUUUGCCAGGAACACUGCCAGUGCUGUAGCAAUCACCACCAUCAGCACUGGGAGCCAUUGACCACACUGCAGCUGUAUGGAAGGAGGUGGAGACAGGAGAGAGCAGCUAUGAAUUAGCUGGAGAAAGUAUGGGCAAGAAUAGUCCUUUGGCAUUUUAACCCAGUAGAAGACCUCACACUGGUGGCAGAAGGGGCUUUUUUUUUUUUUUUCUCUUCAGUGUCUCCCUCACUUUUUGUCAUUUCCACUAGAUAAAACCAGUUUACUAGUGGCCUAGAGACUCAUAUCUGACAGGGGACAGAUAUUUAAAUGCUGAUCUGAAUGAGGUGGAAAUUAACUCAGCAGAAUAACACUCUUUGUACACGCCUCAAUACUUUUGCAGUCCUCCUCUGCCCUUGUCAUUAUGUUUACAAUAAAUCAAAAAAGUACUCUUUCAUGCUUGAACCAAUACAGGCUGAAUAUCCUUUUUCUGAAAUGCUUGGGAUUAGGACUCAUUCAAAUUUUGUCUUUUUUUUUCCCAUUAGUAUUUGUUUAGUAUUUGUAUUAGUAUUUGUAGUAGUAGUAUUAGUAUUUGUUUACCAGUUGAGCAGACGUAAUAAAAAGACAUCUGAAUACCAAAUGUCCUGAAAUCAUUUGAUUCUUUUGAGCAUUGUGCUUCUUUGUGCAUGGUGUGCUCUGGAUCUAGAACAUGUCAGGUUUCCAUAGCAGGAGUGCUCAAUCUAGUGUCUUCCAGACUCGAGAGGUGCAUAGAAAUGGGGUGAAUAGUGGACAGUGUUUCUUCCAUGUUUGCUGUAUUGUUGGCAUAGUGUAAAUCAAGUGGAAUGGGACAGGAUGACCAGAUGUUGGUGUGGACUGAUAUAUUUUAUCUGUAACACUAGGCUUAAAAAAGAACUAUUCAGCUGGGCAGUGGUGGCACACACCUUUAAUCACAGCACUUGGGAGGCAGAUGCAGGUGGAUUUCUGAGUUCGAGGUCAGCUUGGUCUACAGAGUGAGUUCCAGGACAGCCAAGGCUACACAGAGAAACCCUGUCUCAAAGAAAAAAAAAAAAGAAAGAAAAAAAUCCACCACCACCACCACCACCAAAAGGAACUACCCCACUGUGAUGUAGGGCUGUAGAGGGGGAUGGCCCUUCUUACUCUGGGAAAUGGCUCCUGGCUGUGCCUCAGUGCUUCUUGACUGUGAUGUAGCUUUUGCAAAAAAGAAAGGUACUUCUCAUUGAGGAUGUCUAUUCUGAAUGCAGUUCUCUGCACUGGGGAGAGCAUAGCAAGGUGUCAUCAGCUCAUUCUCUCUCUCUCUCUCUCUCUCUCUCUCUCUCUCUCUUUCUCUCUUUCCUUCUUUUCUUUCUUUUUUAAAGAUUUAUUUAUUAUAUGUAUAUAAGUUACACCAGAAGAGUGCAUCAGAUCCCAUUACAGAUGGUUGUGAGCCCUCAUGUGGUUGCUGGGAAUUGAACUCAGGACCUCUGGAAGAACAGCCAAUGCUCUUCACCAGUGAGCCAUCUCUCCAGCCCCCAGUUCUCUUUCCAACAGAAUUCUGGAAGAGGACUGCCCUGAGUACUAUACUCCUUCACUUGUUUUAAGUGAACUAUUUUCUAACCCAAAUUUCUCAGAGAUUUUAGUCUUCUUCCUAUCAUAUAGUUUAUUGUGAGUAUGUUGAGUUAUAAGAUUGGUUAUGAUGCAUCUGUUACAUUUUACACAUAGAAACACUUUCAAUUAUUCUGCAUUAUUUAUUCAUUGUUAGGGUUGUGAGUGUGUGUGUAUGUAUGCUAAUAUCUUGUACAUGUGUGUGUAAGUCAGAAGACAACUCUUCGAGUCACUUCUUUCCUGCCAUCUCUAUGGUAGGUCCCAGGGAUUGAACUCAGGGCAUCAGGCUUGGCAGCAGGUACCUUUACCUACUAAGCCAGCUUAUUGGCCCCAGGACUUGUAAAUGCUUUCAUGUGACUUUGUGAAAAUGCUCUGUAUGUGGGCAAACUAAUAAAUAAACAAAUAAAGAAAGAAAUAAGUUCUUCAGCACUGGAGGACAUGCCUCUCUUCCUUGGUGUCUAGUUGCUUCUGCACACUUCCAAGAGUGUGAGUUUGAAAGAAUGUUCCUAGGAAAGUGUUUGUUAUUUAAAAGAUACAACAUAAAAUAAAGCAUUCUGAUACUUAGUAUAUGA
Mus musculus (house mouse) is the source of this 4182-nucleotide messenger RNA. Its product is annotated as RIKEN cDNA A130010J15 gene. The transcript is spliced from 2 exons. The record is from RefSeq and is a predicted model, not a curated record. NCBI's taxonomy places the organism in Eukaryota, Metazoa, Chordata, Mammalia, Rodentia, Muridae. Bases 687 to 1478 code for a protein of 263 amino acids.